AUGGAUCCCAACUUGGAUCUAUUCCCUUUCAAGCGGUUCAGGUGGCUCAUGGAGUUCUCCAUUGACCAUGACUGGUAUGCUGUAGUAGAGAAACUUCUAGGCAUUCUGUUCAAUGGUUCUGUAGAUGCAGGGGAGCACCCUUCUGUUGAACAUGCAUUGCUGGAGAUUGGCCUCCUCCACAAAGUUGUGCUGAGAAACUGCCGGUCUAUGGUAGAAUUCCUCUUGAGAUACUACCCAUACAGAGUUUUGGAGAAAUCUGGAUCUGAACAGAAGCAACAUUUUGAUGGGGGCUGUAACUUAUUUAGACCUGAUGCGAUUGGCCCUGGGGGCUUGACUCCUCUUCACAUAGCUGCUAGUCGAGAUGGCUCCGAGAAUGUAUUGGAUGCAUUAACUGAUGAUCCUGGAUCGGUGGGAAUCAAAGCAUGGAGGACUGCUCGUGACAGUACUGGAUUGACACCCAAUGAUUAUGCGUGCCUACGAGGCCGCUACUUGUACAUUCAUAUGAUCCAAAAGAAAAUCAACGAGAAAUCAGGAAGUGGGCAUGUAGUGCUUGACAUCCCUGGUGCCCUUUUUGGGUGCAACAUGAAGCAGAAACUGGCAGAUGGGCAUAAAUCAGGGAAAGUUGCUAGUUUUGAAACAGAGAAGGCUGUAAUGAUAGCAAACAAGAAACGAUGCAAGCUAUGCGAACAAAAGUUGGCUUAUGGAAGUGGCAGAACAUCACUGGCAAUCUACAGGCCAGCAAUGGUUUCGAUUGUUGCAAUUGCUGCCGUCUGUGUAUGUGUGGCUCUGUUCUUCAAAAGUUCACCUGAGGUUCAUUGUGUGUUCCAGCCCUUCAGGUGGGAGCUUCUAAAACUCCCUCACUUCGCCUGCAUUCUCUCUCUACCCGCCGAGCUGCGACACACGCACACAUGCCUGAAAGACUCGACCAGCGACACAGACUAUCCGGCUAGCAACCAGGCUUCAAACAUUAUUGGAACUGGGACGUUUGGGUGUGGGAAUGCCAUUGUGGAAGCAGAGGACUUCAUCUGA
Messenger RNA from Ilex paraguariensis (yerba mate), 1029 nucleotides. Lineage: Eukaryota; Viridiplantae; Streptophyta; Magnoliopsida; Aquifoliales; Aquifoliaceae. The record is from the annotation of a GenBank genome assembly.